AGAUAUUAAAGGUUUUGUGGUAGUGCAGGCGGGCACAUUAGUUGGAUUGGGGUAACGGGGCCAGUGCUGUGUUUCCGAGUGUAAAGCGGUGUCCGGCCACGUUUGUGGACAUUUCACCAUGAGGAAGCUGUGGGCUGUCGGCCUGUGCUGCCUUAUACUGGCGUUUGCGUCGGUGAGAGCGGAAGAUGAAGUUGAUGUGGACGCGACAGUUGAGGAUGAUCUUGGAAAGAGCAGGGAAGGAUCUCGGACGGACGAUGAAGUCAUAAGCAGGGAGGAGGAGGCAAUUCAGAUUGAUGGACUCAACACUGCUCAGAUUAAGGAACUACGUGACAAAUCGGAGAAGUUUGCCUUCCAGGCUGAGGUUAACAGAAUGAUGAAGCUGAUUAUCAACUCGCUUUAUAAAAACAAAGAAAUAUUCCUUAGGGAACUGAUUUCAAAUGCUUCUGAUGCUCUUGACAAGAUCAGGUUAACUUCUUUGACGGAUGAAACUGCCCUUGCUGCAAACGAGGAACUAACAAUAAAAAUCAAGUGUGACAAGGAAAAGAACAUGCUUCAUAUAACAGACACUGGCAUUGGCAUGACCAAGGAUGAACUAGUGAAGAACUUGGGAACCAUUGCCAAAUCUGGGACGAGUGAAUUUCUGAACAAGCUUACAGAUGCCCAGGAAGAUGGCCAGUCUACCUCUGAGCUAAUCGGCCAGUUUGGCGUUGGUUUCUAUUCUGCCUUCCUUGUUGCCGACAGGGUGAUCGUGACCUCAAAGCACAACAAUGACACUCAGCAUAUUUGGGAAUCAGAUUCUAAUGAAUUCUUUGUGACAGAUGAUCCCCGUGGUGACACUCUUGGCCGUGGAACAACCAUAACCCUGGUACUUAAAGAAGAAGCAACAGAUUAUCUUGAGCUGGACACUAUCAAAAACCUUGUAAGGAAAUACUCGCAGUUCAUAAACUUUCCCAUCUACGUUUGGAGCAGCAAGACUGAAACCGUAGAGGAGCCUCUUGAUGAAGAUGAAGCUAAAGAGAAAGACGAGGAGACUGAUGAAGAAGCUGCUGUAGAGGAGGAAGAUGAAGAAAAGAAGCCCAAAACUAAAAAGGUAGAGAAGACUGUCUGGGAUUGGGAGCUCAUGAAUGACAUCAAGCCCAUCUGGCAGAGACCAUCCAAAGAAGUUGAAGAAGACGAAUAUAAAGCUUUCUACAAAUCUUUCUCGAAGGAAAGUGACGACCCCUUGGCCUACAUCCAUUUUACUGCUGAAGGGGAGGUCACCUUCAAGUCAAUCUUAUUUAUCCCAACCUCUGCUCCAAGAGGUCUGUUUGAUGAAUAUGGUUCCAAGAAGAGUGACUUUAUCAAGCUCUUUGUACGCAGAGUAUUUAUUACUGAUGACUUCCAUGACAUGAUGCCUAAAUACUUGAACUUUGUUAAGGGAGUGGUUGACUCAGAUGAUCUACCCCUUAAUGUUUCCAGAGAAACACUACAGCAGCACAAAUUAUUAAAGGUUAUCAGAAAAAAACUUGUCCGCAAGACCCUGGAUAUGAUUAAGAAAAUUGCAGAAGACCAAUACAAUGACAAAUUCUGGAAGGAGUUUGGCACUAAUGUAAAACUUGGUGUGAUUGAAGACCACUCAAACCGCACUCGCUUGGCCAAGCUGCUUCGAUUCCAGUCUUCUAAUCACAAGACUGAAUUGACGAGCUUGGAGCAGUAUGUGGAAAGAAUGAAGGAAAAACAGGACAAGAUCUAUUUCAUGGCUGGAUCUAGCAGAAAGGAAGUUGAUUCGUCUCCAUUUGUUGAGCGGCUACUAAAGAAGGGCUAUGAAGUACUGUUCUUAAUUGAGCCUGUGGAUGAGUACUGCGUUCAGGCUUUGCCAGAAUUUGAUGGCAAGAGGUUCCAGAAUGUUGCCAAGGAAGGACUCAAGUUUGAUGAAAGUGAGAAGGCAAAGGAGGCACGUGAGGCCAUGGAGAAGGAUUAUGAACCACUGCUAACUUGGAUGAAAGAGAAGGCACUGAAAGAACAGAUUGAAAAAGCAAUAUUAUCUCAGCGUUUAACUCAGUCACCUUGUGCACUUGUGGCCAGUCAGUAUGGAUGGUCUGGCAAUAUGGAGAGAAUCAUGAAGGCUCAGGCAUACCAGACAGGGAAGGAUAUUUCCACAAAUUACUAUUCAAGCCAAAAGAAGACCCUUGAAAUUAACCCAAGACAUCCAUUGAUCAAGGAUAUGUUAAGACGAGUAAAGGAAAACGAAGAUGAUCAGACCGUGGCAGACCUCGCAGUUGUGCUGUUAGAGACUGCGACAUUACGGUCAGGCUAUCAGCUGCCAGAUACAAAAGGCUACAGCGAGAGAAUAGAAAGAAUGCUUCGCUUAAGCUUGGACAUUGACCUUAACGCAAAGGUGGAGGAAGAGCCGGAAGAGGAAGAAGUUGCUGCAGAAGAAGCUGAGCAGGACGAUUCUGAAGAUGUUGAGGAAGUUGAUGCAGAAGAUGAGGAAAAACCCACAACAGAAGAGCAAGUCGACACACAGGAAUCCACAGAUGUAAAAGAUGAAUUGUAAUCGGCACUUCAACCUGGUUAAUCGGCAGGGGGGAGGGAUUGAGGUUUAUUUUUGUGUUGGGGUGGGUUUUUUAGUUAUUUUUUUUUUUUUAAUAAAACAUUCCUCACAAAUGUAAAUUUGUACUAUUUAUGAGUAUAUUGAUGUAAAACCUGUUCCACUGAGUAUGAAUGUUCCAAAAUGCCAUACCACCUUCACCGUCCGGCUGCACGGCCCCCUGCAGGAUGUAUCGCAGCACUGCAAGCUAACCAACAUUACUGCAACAAGUACAACUGUACAAAGCUGUGUCUAGAAGGAAGAUCCCCUGCAGACGUCACUAAUCCACCAUCAUGUUAGCUGUCAAACUAGCACUUCAACAAUCUAUCUUCUGAAAUGUGAAGUUGAAAAGUUAUUUUGUAAAUAACUAAUAUUUGUGGAAAACAUGCACUGUUAUGGAACCGAUUACAUUGUGGCAUUUUGUAACAUUUCCCUGUUACUGUUGUCAACUUCCACAACAAUCCUUUCAACAAUAAAGUUGUGGUGACUUUGUAUCAAA
Molecule: messenger RNA, 3068 nt
Organism: Spea bombifrons (plains spadefoot toad)
Lineage: Eukaryota; Metazoa; Chordata; Amphibia; Anura; Pelobatidae
Gene: HSP90B1
Product: heat shock protein 90 beta family member 1
Exons: 18
Coding region: 119-2536 (805 amino acids)
Biological process (GO): protein folding
Molecular function (GO): ATP-dependent protein folding chaperone; ATP hydrolysis activity; ATP binding
Source: RefSeq, a predicted model, not a curated record